GGGCAAAGAUGUAUUAACUCACUGAAUGAGUGAGGUUUGAGCUGAAAGAUAAGAAGGAACCAGUCACAGAUGCCUGGUGACAGAACAUUCCAGGAUAGAAGAACCAGUGCGAAGUCUUGGAGCAGGGGACAAACCCUCCAAGUCUGAGGAACACCAAGGAGGCUGAUACAGUAGUAUGGCACUAUGGAUUCCGCAUGGUUUGGAAGGUAGACAGUCUUGCUUUGCACCACCGAGAAGUAGAACAGUCUACCCACAGACUAAGGCCUGCAAGCCGGACCAGCACCCUUCAAGAGUGAGCAACGCGUCUCCAUGUGGCCUGUUAAGCCCUUGUGGAGAGGGAGGACCAAGACCUCUGUGUCUAAGUGCUUUAGUCACGUCUCUGCAUUUUUAUUCUCAGUACAGUGGGCUAGGAACCCUUGUUCCCGUUUUACAGAAGGAAAAGCAGAGGCCACUCCUAAAGUUCUUUUUACCUAAGGUUAUAGUUUAAUACUAGAAAUAACAGCUUCUAAUCUGUCUGUCCACUGGCUAGCAUGGGCGCCCACUUGUAGGGCUGCCAGAUCCCUGUAGCACUGGGCUCCAAUUGUGCCCCACCCCCACUAUCUGGUACUAGGUGGUCACACAGUGGUGGGUGGCUAUCUCCCAUUCGCUGGAAGAUAGCCAGUCUGUGGGAAAAGGGUCUAUGGGAGUGAGGGAUGGCUGAGUGGACCUGUGCAGGGUUCCUUUUCUAUCAUACUACAUGGUGCAUGCUAAUCUUUGGGAUGAAGGCCCCCAAGUCUAGGUGUAUAUAGAGUUGGUAUGGUUUUCUGAGAAGUUCCUUGUGCCCAUGUGCUAGCAGAGGCUUGCUCUUGGCUGAGCCCCAUCCCCAAGUAGGUAGUCUAGGCCGGCCCGUCUAGGUCACCCUGCCCCUUUUCGUGGUUUGGAGCUGCCCCCUCUAAAUAUAGUCCAGGGAAAGUGAGCUCAGGCCUAUUUUAAGACCAGGCUGGGAGGCAGCCAGGCCUCUCCCAGAGUCUGAAAGGAGCCACUGCUGCCUGUGUCCAGUUCUGCUACUAGGCACUCUCAUUGGGCCCUUGACUACCUACCAACUGCCAUGCCUGAGGAGACCCAAGAAGACACCGUGUUGCCAAUGCAGAACCAGAGGAACAGGGGAACACUGGCUCCUAACCACGUGCAGGAGGUGCGUCUGCACCGAGUGGAGUCCAUCAGUGACCUACACAGCGGAGGCUUACUACGGCCCUGUCUGGCUGAAGAGACCCAGACCUGGGAGGAGCUUCUGGGUGUCUUACCACCAUCACUAUGCACCCAAGCUGGCUGCAGCCCCGUGUGUGGCCGUGGGGGGUUCCUUCUGCUACUGGCACUGCUGGUGUUCACCUGCCUGGCACUGGCCAUUGUGGCUGUCUACUUAAGUGUGCUGCAGAGUGAAUCCCUGAGGGUGUUGGCACACACGCUACGCACACAAGAGGAGACUCUGCUCAAAUUGCGUCUGGCUAGCCUCAGCCAGCUAAGAAGGCUCAACUCCAGUGAGGCUCGGGCACCCAGCUGAGAUGCCAUCUGUAUGUGAGACUAUGAGGGGGGAUAAAGGUCAUCCCACCGAGGGCCUCAUCUACACUGUUCCGUGAGAUUUUUGUACAAGCCUGAUGUAACUCCACAGCUGCCUGUCUCUUUUGACCUCUUCAGGCCAGGCCUGACCAAACCUUCUGGUGCCAAGGCCCUGCUUUGGAUAGCCAAAGGUCAGAGGAUGGGGCACCAGUCUUUUCCUGGCACCUCCUGUCAGCACCCUCUGGCCACGCCCAGACAGGAGGUUCAGAAGUCUAGAAAUAGCUGUCCCAGUUCAGCCACCCACUCGGCCAAGCCUCCUAGUGGGGGGUCCAGUCUCAGCUCCCGGGCAAGCUAGGCUGAGUUGGGGAACUAAGAGUCCUGCCAUGGAGGACAAAGGUGAAGCAGAGACCUAGCUGCGGCCAAACCUGGGAUGGGAGAUGGGAGGGAGG
Messenger RNA from Arvicanthis niloticus (Nile rat), 1985 nucleotides. RefSeq names its product leucine rich single-pass membrane protein 2 (gene Lsmem2). Lineage: Eukaryota; Metazoa; Chordata; Mammalia; Rodentia; Muridae. The record is from RefSeq and is a predicted model, not a curated record.